AUGUGAUUGUUUGAUGCACCAAAUAGGAAGAGCAUGCAGUGGUAUUACAAACUUUUGGCCCGCCGUCCCCAGCUAGUGCUGGUGGCCGUGGGUACUUUCUCCGUGGCCUGCAUCGUUGUCGCACUGUUCACCCGAAAGCUGCCCGAUUUCGAUGAUCCAACACUGGGAUUCGAAGCACGCGGUACUUCAAUUGGCAAGCGAUGGACAGCAUGGCGAAAUCUGUUAGAAGAAACAGGCUCAGCCGGACGCUUGGUAGCCAAUCCGAAAGAGUUAACGCUUGGUACGAACAAUCUCUUGCACAGGCCCAUUACAGGCGAAGCCAGUUUUCCCAAGCGACGGAAGAAUAAAUCAAAAAAGAAAAUACCAUUAAAUACCGUGGACGGAGAAACAUCGGCCAAAAAGCAAAAAAAGUAUAGCAACAAUAUACGCAUCCUGAAGGAGCUGUAUCAUAACCAAAGUGCGGCCAAUGGGGAGAUUAUUAGCUUUGAAGAAUAUGACAACGAAACAAUGCCCCAUCGGAGUGGCAGGCAAGAAGUUUGGGAGUACGGUCGUAACCAAUCGUACUACACGGAAGAGGUUGGCAAUAAGACGAUGGAAAAGAAACGGGCAAAGUGGGAUACGCUACGGAAGUUAAAACCACCGCCAGAACCGAUUGAAACGCACAUACCAUCCGAUGGAUUCUUCUGCGAGUCACCGAACAAAGAAUACGCUCACCUGGUAGUGCAGCGAAUAAAUCACAACCUAAACGAAAGUAUGUUCGAGCUGAUUGCCUUUUUGGCGCUGUGUGAACUUGAGCAGAGAGUGGUAAAAGUAGAGCACUAUGGUGACAUUUGCCAGCGGGAACUUACAUCGGACAAUUGUUGCCGGCCGUGGUCCAUCGUAAACUAUGUGACGUUUCUGUCGAACAAAUCGUCCUGCUUCGAACUGAACGAGGAAGAUGUAGCGAUGGUAAAGACGCUGCUGUACGAUUGCUUUCAGUAUUAUCACAACAUGAAGCUGAGCAAUGACUGUAUAGGUUCUCGGUGUAUUGCACCGAGUGAAUGCAAACAGCAUAAUGCGGUGUACAAUAUACUGCACUAUUUAACGAAUGUGGAUUUCAUUCGACAAAAUGAGUCUGCUGAAUUUCUCAACGCUACUAUGAUAUUUCUUCCGAUUGCGCGUAGCAUAAAAUCGAUGCAGUUUUAUCACAGCUUAAGUCAAGUUAAUCUUGCCAACGAUCUCGUAUCGGUUGUUGCAAUGGAUAUGGGCCUGAAGAACGCACUGUUCGAUGAAUGUUUGCUGCGCGAUGGUUGGCUGAUCGGACUCGGUGGCAUAUUCGUCGUGCUCUGCAUGUGGCUAUACACGGGCUCACUGUUUGUCACGCUUAUGACGGUAUUAGCGGUGGCAUUUUCCCUAGGAAUUGCCUACUUUAUCUAUUCCUUCAUUUUCGAGCUUACCUUCUUCCCGUUCAUGAACCUGCUCGCUGUUAUUGUGGUUGUAGGCAUUGGAGCCGAUGAUGCUUUUAUCUUUCUGAAAAUAUGGCAAUGUACCAUUGCCGAUCGUGUGAAAUGUGGCGGCGGUAUCGUCAUACCAAUCGUACCGUCUACAUCGUCCUGCAAUUCGGAGGGAAGUGGAACGGCGGGGACCCGCGGUGCAUCUGAUACAUUAGUGGAAAUCAUGGGCAGCACACUUCGACACGCGGCCUUAUCGAUGCUGGUAACGUCUCUAACAACGGCGGCCGCGUUCUAUGCGUCCUAUGUUAGCUCCAUAACGGCGGUCCGGUGCUUUGGCAUAUUUUCCGGUACGGCCGUAAUGGCGAAUUAUUUCCUAAUGGUCACCUGGCUUCCGGCCGCCGUAUCGAUCGCGGAGCGGAUAUCUUGCCUGAUGCUGCUGAAACCAUUCGCUCGUGUAACGCAUCGCUGCACGAUCCCAUUUAUUUCGAUCGCACACAUUAGCAGACGCGUUGAAGAUGCUAUAAUAGACUUAAUUAUUAACCUGCCCUGGCUGUGGAUCACCUUACUUGGAACGAUCGGUAUUAUGAGCGGCAUAUUGGUGUUACAUUGGCCCAAGUUGAGGCUACCGGACUCACCCGACUUUAAGCUAUUUAUCAGCAACCAUCCGUUCGAGCGGUACGACAGUGAGUACAAGGAUAUGUUUUGGUUCGAGAAAAUGUACACAACGACGGAAACACUCAAAAUUCCCCUGCGCUUCGUUUGGGGCGUAUUGCCCGUCGACCGUGGGAACUUUCUCGAUCCGGAGCAGCGCGGUGACCUGUACUUUGACGAUUCAUUUAACAUGAGUGCACCGGAAUCGCAACAGUGGUUGCUACAGUUUUGUCGUCGUAUUAAAAACCAAACCUUCUACCAGACGAGCUACGGAUUACUGUUGCCGAACUGUUUUAUCGAGAACUUCAUUAGCUGGAUGGCUCGGCGGUGUAACGAUUCGAUGGGUGAGAUUGAUCGGACACCUUGCUGUGAAAUUUCACCCUUUCCGUUUACGCCCGACAUAUUCGAUCAGUGUUUGCCGGAGUCGAUAUCUUCAUUGUACGAGACACCGCGCGAGUUUUUCAUCCCGGGCGUUGCAGGACCCAAAUUUGACCGUAGCUCGUUUGUGGCAAGUGGACAACAGCUGGGAACGGUACCGUUCGCCAGGUCGACGCAUCCUAACGACAAGAUCGUAAAGGCGGUCGUGAUCGAGUAUGAAAGUACGCAAAUAUUCACAAUGUCCUAUCGCGAGAUCGAAUCGUUCGUGCGCACGGUCGAACAUUGGCUCGCCGAACAGCUGCUCGAUGCACCGACCACAAUGGCUAAUGCGUGGUUUAUCAGCGAGCUGGAGUUUUUCGAUCUGCAGGACACGCUCUCGACCGGCACGAUGGUAGCGAUCGCGAUGGCGAUGGCCGUCGCACUCCUCGUCCUGAUGCUCGUAACGCUCAACGUGCUGAUCAGUCUGUACGCGAUCGUAACCGUAACGCUCACCAUACUCACCACGGUAGCGAUGCUUGUGCUGCUGGGCUGGAAGCUGAACGUGCUGGAAAGUGUGGCGGUCAGUACGGCGAUUGGGCUGGCGGUUGAUUUUAGCCUACACUACGGUGUCCACUACCGACUCUCGACCGAACCGGACCGACGUUCGUCGACGCGCUUCUCCCUGCAGCGAAUGCUCGGACCAACGGCAAUGGCCGCCAUCACGACCGGUAUUGCCGGUGCGCUGAUGUUACCCUCGAGCGUGCUAGCGUACAUACAGAUUGGCGUGUUUCUGGUGAUCGUCAUGUCCAUCAGUUGGGUGUAUGCGACCUUUUUUCUUAUGAGUUUGUUACGCCUGGUUGGGCCGCAGUAUGGUUUCGGUCAAUUUCGCUAUCCCAAACUGCGGAGCGGUUUGCGCAGCGGUGAUGGGUGCAAGGUGACCACCCAACUGGAAGCGGGCGGAUCGUCGCGGUUGGGUCACCACCAUCAUCAUCACUUCCACACGUCGCACCAUCAUCAGAGUGUUGUGUCGGAACAGCUGCUAUCAAAUUCGAGCUCGGCGGUCGGUGAUUUGGUCGGGUCCGAAUCGCACGAGCUGGAUUCGCUGACGUCCAACUCGAUCAUCAAACCGAUCAGUCUGGAUAUUGCGCGUCCGAUCAACUUUGACCGGGCGUUCAAGAAAAAGUAUUCACUGCCCCGUGAGCAGAGUCCUUCCACGGCUAGCGCCAUUACGAUGGUGUUGCCGGACGAUAUCGAUACGAAGGGAGCCCAGCACAGUGCACCACAGUAG
Molecule: messenger RNA, 3729 nt
Organism: Anopheles marshallii
Lineage: Eukaryota; Metazoa; Arthropoda; Insecta; Diptera; Culicidae
Gene: disp
Product: protein dispatched
Exons: 9
Cellular component (GO): membrane
Source: RefSeq, a predicted model, not a curated record